Penicillium lagena is the source of this 1278-nucleotide messenger RNA. RefSeq lists its product as uncharacterized. The transcript is spliced from 2 exons. Lineage: Eukaryota; Fungi; Ascomycota; Eurotiomycetes; Eurotiales; Aspergillaceae. Bases 1 to 1278 code for a protein of 425 amino acids. The record is from RefSeq and is a predicted model, not a curated record.
AUGGACUUCUCCUUCAAAAAUCCCCUGCCGCUCUCCACCCGCGCCUCGGCCACCUUCCCUCUCGUCCAUGGCGCAACCACGCCCCGGAGCCACCGGUCCAGCCCGGGCUCUGCGCUCCCGACCUCGGACCAGCCGUUUGCAGGCACCCAGCUGGAUCGGCCCACGGAUCAUGGCGACACUUCCGAUCCCCACUCGCGACGCCGGCCCUCCCCACGACAGCUGCUGAUCGACCCGCUAGGCCUUGACGGCGCGAAAUCAUCCCAUCACCGGCACAAGCACAGCAAGUCGCGAGAGCUCCGCCUGCCCCGGCCCAUGAGCCACCUCGCCUCGUCGGCGGCCAGCGCCCGCGGGCUGCUGCCAACCUGGUCUGGGAGAGAGAAGGACCGGGAGAGUGAUGAUGGGCUGCUGCGACCAAUCACCCGCGAGACGACGCGGACCUCUCGCUGGGAGUCCGACUCCACGGUUGGACUGGGCACGGGCAGUCGGAAGGGCAGUCCCUUGGACGUGCCCGAAUUUCCAGAUCAACUCGGUUCGAUUCGGCAGCAGGAGAUUCGGAACCGGGAUGACCUCGAUAUGGUUAAGAAGCGGCGGAAACAGGGCGAAGAAUAUCUGCGGACGGCCCUGUCCUCGAUAGGCACCCAGGCCACCGAUGUCACGCGCCGACUCGAUUACACUUAUUACAACCUAUUGGAGAAGCUCACGGCCCUCAGUGCGACCAUUGGGUCGUUCCAGGAACUCUCCGACUCUGCCUCGACCCUCCUCAAUGACUUUGAACGCGAGACGGCCGGGUUGGACCAGGAGAUCCGAAAACAGAUCAAUGAGCUGAAGGGGUUUGAACCGCAGGCGCAGAAAGCUGACGCCCUCGCAGAACGGAUGAAGGCUGGCCGACGGCGAGUGGAGGAUUUGGGGAACCGGCUCGAAGCCGUGCGGCAGGGAAUUGACAACUGGGAGCGGAGGGAGGUUGAAUGGCAGACGCGGGUCAGUCGGCGACUGCGCAUCUUCUGGAUGAUUGUCACCAGCGCGGUAUUGGUUCUGGCACUAGCCAUCAUCCUGCAGAAUUGGCCGGCAUCCCAGCCUCUGCUGCCCGUGACGAGCCCCGAGGUCGUGGAGUGUAUCGUCCACGCACCCGAAAGCUUUCCCAUACCGCACCCAUCGAGUCUCGCCGAUCGCCUCGAGAGCCUUCAUCAAGAACAACCGCACACGAGCCUCGAUGCGGCGCACGGGGCCGCGGCUACGUCUACGGAGCACGAUCCAUUGACCGUGCUGGAAGAACUGUGA